AUGGCGAGCAUCUCCAGCACAAUGUUCAGCGCCGCCGUCCUCCCCCACAAGCCCUCGGCGGCGGUGGCACCCGCCACGAGCCUCUGGUCGCUCCCCAACGCCAAGCAGGCGGCGCUGUUUGGCCCCAGAUCCGCGCCGUCCCGGCUCACCUGUAUGGCGACUUACAAAGUCAAGCUGUUGACGCCGGCAGGAGAGGUGAGCUUCAAGUGCCCCGACGACCAGUACAUCCUGGAUAUGGCAGAGGAAGAGGGCCACGAUCUGCCGUACUCGUGCCGCGCCGGAUCGUGCUCCUCCUGCGCCGGCAAGGUGGUCAGCGGCACCGUUGACCAGUCGGACGGCAGCUACCUAGACGACGACCAGAUGGAAGCGGGGUGGGUGCUCACGUGCGUGGCCUACCCGACGUCGGACGUCACCAUCGAGACGCACAAGGAGGAGGCGCUCAUGGAAUAA
This is a messenger RNA of Striga asiatica, 450 nucleotides long. Lineage: Eukaryota; Viridiplantae; Streptophyta; Magnoliopsida; Lamiales; Orobanchaceae. The record is from the annotation of a GenBank genome assembly.